CGUGCUGCUUCCACGCCUCUGCUUCCUUCACCUCGUUCUCGGGGCUCUUUCCUACCUGGCGGACCCUGGGCCGGGCGAGCCCCGCUGGCCUUGUGUGAUGCGCCCCGGCCCCGGCGGGCUCCUGGGUCCCGGUCCGUCCAGGGACAGGAGGGCCCGGGGACCGCCCGCCCCCGAGGAGUCAUGACGGGACCAAAGGCCGCUCGCAGCCCUGCGUCCUCCCGGGCCCCGCCGCAGCCGCCGCCCGGAGCUCGGGCCCUGCCCCCGAGCCCCGCCUUCUGAGGCCGGGCAGCGACUGUGGAUUCUGGGCCGUCGGGAAGCGGGCCGUGAGCUGGCGGCCUGGCCCUCCUCGGCUUCCGUCUGUCAGGUUUUAAUCUAAUUUGAAGAUGAGUAAGUGGAAGAAGACUCCAGGUGAUCAGGCAGGAGGCCUUGAAAAAUUCAGUCCUGAUGUUCUUACUACUGUUUCUGAACUCUUUGCCAAGAAGUUUUCCUAUGGUAAACCACCCAAUAAUGAGUGGCAGUUACCAGAUUCCAAUGAUGUUUUCACCUGUGAUCAUACAGAAUUCAGUUCACUUCUUGUUUUGAAGAAUUCCAUGAAUGAAGUAAAAAACUUAUUGAGUGAUAAAAACCUAGAUGAUUGGCAUCAGCAUACUUCCUUCACCAAUAAAGCUGGAAAAAUCAUUCCUCACAUGAGAAAGAUUGUAAAUGCGGAGCUUUGUACCCAGGCUUGGUGUAAAUUCCAUGAGGUAUUGUGUAGCUUCCCACUUAUUCCCCAAGAAGCUUUUCAAAAUGGAGAGCUAAACUCAGUACACCUUUGUGAAGCUCCUGGUGCUUUUAUAGCCAGUCUUAACCACUAUUUAAGAUCCCAUAACAUACCCUGUGAUUGGAACUGGGUAGCCAACACCCUGAAUCCUUACCAUGAAGCAAAUGAUAACCUUAUGAUGAUUAUGGAUGACCGACUUAUUGCAAAUACCUUGCCAUGGUGGUACUUUGGUCCAGAUAACACUGGUGAUAUCAUGACCCUGAAACAUUUGACUGGGAUUCAGCAUUUCAUAAGCAACAUGUCUCCUGUUCACCUGGUCACUGCAGAUGGGAGUUUUGAUUGUCAAGGAAAUCCAGGUGAACAAGAAGCUUUAGUCUCUCCUUUGCAUUACUGUGAAGUAGUCACUGCACUGAUGACUCUUAGUAGUGGUGGCUCUUUUGUUUUGAAGAUGUUCACCCUCUUUGAACAUUGUUCUAUCAACUUGAUGUACCUGCUAAAUUGUUCUUUUGAGGAGAUUCAUGUUUUCAAACCUGCUACUAGCAAAGCUGGGAACUCAGAAGUCUAUGUGGUUUGUCUUUAUUAUCUGGGGAGAGAGGCCAUCCAUCCUCUGUUGACUAAAAUGAUGCAACAUUUUGGAACUGAAAUUAUCAAUAAAGCUCUUUUCCCCCAACAUAUAAUUCCAGAAUCUUUUCUCAAAAGGCAUGAAGAAUGCUGUGUCUUCUUUCACAAAUAUCAGUUGGAGACUAUUUCUGAAAACAUUCGUCUGUUUGAGUGCAUAAGUGAAGUGGAACAAGCUAGGCUGAAUAAUUUAAGAGACUGUGCUGUGGAACACUUCAUGCAAAAGUUCCAAAUGAAACGCCUUUCCAGAAGUAAUUGGCUAGUAAAGAAAUCCCAUAUUGGGUGUAGUAUGAAUUCAAAGUGGUUCGGACAAAGAAACAGAUAUUUUAAAACCUAUAAUGAAAGAAAGAUGCUAGAAGCACUUUCAUGGGAAGAUAAGAUGGCCAAUGGAUACUUUAAUCAUUGGGCUGAAGAGCAUGCUAUAAGUAAUGCUGGGAAAAAUACUGUUUUAGAAAGUGUGUGCUCCAGUCUUGAAUAUCACUUGUGGUAUGUCUUGGAAGGAAUGAAAUUACCAAAAGUAAAGUGCUCUCCUUUCUGUGAUGGUGAGAUUUUAAAGACUCUAAAUGAAGCCAUUGAAAAGUCAUUAGGGGGUACCCCGAACUUGGAUUCCACAUUGAGACAAAAGCCACAGCGUUGCUAUUCUUGCCAUGUUCUUUCUGAAGAGCUGAUUUUUUCUGAGUUGUUGAGCCUUACAAAAUGCUCUCAGGAUGAGUCAGCAGAAGGUCUCAGCAACAAAAUCAAGUGUCUGGUAGUAGGUUUGUCUGCUCUUGAUAACAAAAUCUGUCAAUCUGUGGAAGUGAGUCUUUUGGAGUCUGCUGAGCUUGCGGCUUUCCACUGUUCACUGCUUCACGAUGGAGAACCUAGGUAUCAGCAGGUAUUUCUGGAUUGCUUUCUGAGUUCCCUACCUCAGCUUCAGACAGGGGACACUUUGAUCUUGCCUGUGCUGUCGUGUUUCACGAGGUUCAUGGCUGGCAUGGUCUUCGUUCUGCAUAGCUGCUUCAGGUUCGUCACCUUUUCUUGUCCGACUUCCUUAGAGCCUCUGAGCACUUGUGCGGUCCUUCUGUGUGUUGGUUAUCGGGGUCUCCCAGCCCCUGUGCUCCAGUACCUGCAGAAUCUGAAGGAACUGAUGAGCACAUUGCUCAGCUGUGACUCUUCACAUCAGGUUUUGCAGUUUGUGCCAAUGGAAAUUGUCCUUAAUGGAACGCUGCUAGAAUUUUUAUGGGAUUUAAACACUGCCAUUGCAAAAAGGCAGUUGCAUUUGAUCAUUCAAGGAGAGCAGCAGCAGAAGUCCACGCUGUAAAACUACAGGCAGAGCUCUUUACCUUGGCUGUGAUUGCAGAUUUCAAAAUUCCUUUUCAACAUAGUUUAAAACUGCAGGGAUUUCGGUUUGGGGACAGCCCAGGUGUUUGCAACAUUCAAAGUUUCUUCAGUUUCACAAAACUUCUAAGUUUUUGUAACCUCUAAGUAGACACCCAUAAGUUUAAGGUUUUCUCAGCUAUUGGAAAACUGACUAACAUGAAAUUCAACUGCUAGACUUGGAACUUUGGUGGCGGGGAGUGUGUGUGUGUGUGUGUAGGUUUGGAAGGGUAACUUUAGGGGCUUUGCCUGGGUGAAUUCAUCCAGAUGAGUUGACUUCUUACUCAUAACAGGCAAGAUAUAUUAAUCCUGUAGCACUAAAUCUCAUAGUUUAAAGACUGAACAGGGUAAAGGUGAGAGGAGAUGAGUCACUUCUCAACAACUCUGUAUUUCACCAUUUCAGCUUUGCUCUUCAGGGAGCCAUCUGGUCAGAUUUCCUGGCGUGAAAUAGCUUUAGGUAAUAAAUAGUCAACUUGCUCCAUUAUUCAGAUAUCUGUAGUUGACUUAUAAAUCCAUUUUUGAGAUGGGUAUUUUGGAGUAUUCUGACCAAAACUAACUAACUGAAAUGUUAUCAGGAAUAUUCGAACCAAUAAUCAUGUUUGAAAUGGAAAGGAAAGAUUCGGUGUGCCUCAUACACACUUCUGUAUUAAAGACUUGUCAGUGGUGUGUUGAAUUUUAGAAAUGACCCUUCACAAUCAUUGAAAUUCAGGAUUUUUUUAGUGCAGAUUUAUGUAUCUGUAUAUCUAGAUAUAUAAAUCCUCACAUUGGGAACUUGGAAAAUAGCAUAUGGGGAAGGGGAGUGAAGUCUUCUUGUGGGAAAGAAUGAUGGUUCAGUGGUAGAAAUAUUUUACUGUUGUAGCUAUUUCAGUAGAGAACAACCUCAUAAAAAGGUCACUUAUGGAAUAGUCAACUGAAAUAACCAACACUGGGGAGUGUGGUAGGGGAAGGCUUUGCUAGUUCAGUUUGCUUUCUCUUGCACUGAAUGUUAGGAAAAAUAGGAUUUUUGAUGGAAAAUACUGGACAAGUCAACGCUAGUUAGUAAUUAUGUGAUCCCUGUGAAUCAAGGAAGUUGAAGAAUGUAAUUUGGCAUGUUCAUUUAAGACAUUUUUGUUGGCGUAUUAAAAAUAGAUGCAUGCUCUAAUGGCUGAAGUAAUUUGAUAAAUAUUAUUCUGCAGAUUUUUCAUGUUCUUGCCCUGCUAUUUUGAGCUCCAUUGUAGGUUUAUGAAUAAAUCAGUAGCAGAGAGAAAUUUUAUUUUCAUUUAUUUAAGAAUAAAAGAGGAAGUUUUAAAAAUGUGACUCAUGCAGACAUUUUCCCUUUAAGCAAAGCUUUGGGGUGGUUUCACAGUGUUCUUUCAUUUACUGUGGCCUAAUUUGUAGUCAUUAAAAUGUAGACUCUAAGAUUAUAAUUUAUAUGGAAGGACCAGCUCAGGAAAAGUGUUUUGCUGGAGAACAAAAGGAGUAUGGAUUUGAUGUUGGUGUUUAGGAGAUUAUGUCACUGCUUGUCUGGUUGAGUUAGGUUUGUGAAGGAAACUAAUAUCCUGAUUAAUUGCCGGUCACCUUGUGGAAGCACUUUUUCUAAUUGUAAAAUAGGGGAGCCUGAUAGGUAAUUCAUUAACAAGAGAAUUAGAGACUGUUGGAAAAUUAUUUUGUCUGGCAGCUCUGUGUGUUGCAGUUUGUUUUUGCUACUUUAUUAAGUUCUACUGUAUUAUUGAUCAAUGUGUGCUUUUUAAAAACCUUUGAUUAGUCUGAAGCAGCAUUGGGUAGUGGAGAGAGGGAUGGCCUUGGGUCCAGGAAGACCCAGGGCUGACACCUGUGUGUCCCUAAGCAGCUUCCUUAAUUGGUCAUUACUCUUGGCAACUCUCUAGGGGGUCAGGCCAAAUCUGGUCCACCACUAAGAAUUGUUUUUAUCUUCUUAAAUACAGUAAAACUUUAUUCAAAAAUGUAAGAACCAUUCUUAGCUCCCAGCUGUACAAAAGCAAGUGGGUUGGCUGACCCCUGCUCUAAGACCAUAGGUUGCAGGAAAGGUGCCAACUUGCAUUGGUGGGGGGAGUUUCUUUAUUUGGGUGUUACCUGUGCCAGUGAAAGCUCAGGUUUAGUCCUUGUCCUGUCUCUUGAACAGUAUGUGGUUGAAAACUGAAUUCUAAUAUUCUUGAUACUUAAAGGCACUUCAAAGAAGCUAUUAAAAGCUUAGCUUUUUAAUAAGCAGGAGUGGAUCUUCUGUUUCCUCCUUCAGGCACUUUUCAUCUAAUUUAUAGCAUUUAAAUUUACUCUGUAGUUGAGGCCAUAAAGUUAAACGAGUUAGAUGCAGAUCUAGCUUCCAACAGUAGUUAGAAGUGAUUUCAAUAGAAAGAAAAAGGGUAUCUCCAGAAUGAGAAGAGGUAAGAAAGUAAGAAAUCAGGUGUGUGGUAUACAAUGGAUCAAAGGAGAGUUGUGACAAAUUAGAUAAUGUCUAUAAAGUGCUUUGCAAACCUUAAAACACUAUGUAAAUGUUAGCUGUUAUAUGGGGCUGAGUUUUUAAAUUAGUUACUCUUAGUGUAUUUUUUUGGAGAGUGGUUAGCAGACACAAAACUUCACAAAUUUAAUUUAGUUCCUCAGUAAAUUCAAAUUGAAAGGGAGCUGUUUGUGAAUUUUGUUUCUCCAUUAUGUAUUUAUACUAAACUAUGCUACUCCUAAGGGAAAAAAAUAAUUUUGGAACUUGUUGAUUUUUUUCAUGAAUUAACAUAAUAGUACUUAGAUGAUUUAAGUGACAUUAAAUAUUUUUCCUCAAAUAAAAAUCAGGAAAUUAUAAUUUGUGUGUGUGUUAUUGUUAUAUUUGGAGUGUAUAUGUUUUAUUCUAAUUUUUUAAAUUCCAAUUGGAAUAUUAAUACUAUGUUAUUCUAGGUUUUUUAAUUGUAAAUCUUGAUAUGUAAGGAAAACUACUGAAUGACAAAAGCAAAGAAAAUGUAUUUAUUGAUGUUAUUAUUUUGUUCAUUUUUGAUAAGCAUAAGGAAUUUAAAAUUGUUUAAAUACUUUUAUCUCCAAUAUAAUUAAUUGAAUAUUUGUAUUCUGAUACAUUGGGCAUAUGGGACAUGAAUUUUUGACUCAUACUUUAAGAAAUGGAAAGAAUUUAUAAUUAUAAUCUGAAUCAGAUCUGUCGUUUCUGAGUAUCCCCCUUUUCAGUUUUUAGCAGAAUAUGCACGUUUAAGUGCUCAGUUAGUUGAUAUAAAAAGGGCAACACUGAAUUUAUUUACAAUUUUCUCUGCAAUUUUCAUGUCUGCUAUGUUGAAAUGCUAUUUUUUAAUGAAAAAUUAUCUUUGUAAAUAAACAAUUUUAUUUAAUUUACUGAA
Molecule: messenger RNA, 6060 nt
Organism: Phascolarctos cinereus (koala)
Lineage: Eukaryota; Metazoa; Chordata; Mammalia; Diprotodontia; Phascolarctidae
Gene: CMTR2
Product: cap methyltransferase 2
Biological process (GO): methylation; 7-methylguanosine mRNA capping
Cellular component (GO): nucleus; cytoplasm
Molecular function (GO): methyltransferase cap1 activity
Source: RefSeq, a predicted model, not a curated record